AUGCAGGGAGAUAUAGAGAUCAGCUCUGUUGAUGCCUUUCAGGGGAGAGAGAAAGAUAUCGUUCUAUUCUCCGCUGUACGCAGCAACCAUAGUAGAUCAGCCCCGCAGCAGCAGCAGCAGCAGCAGCAGCAGCAGCAGCAGCAGCAGCAGCAGCCCCGCAGCAGCAGCAGCAGCAGCAGCAGCAGCAGCAGCAGCAGCAGCAGGGUUGGUGUAGUAGGAGAUGUUGAGGAUGUUUCAGGGGGGGACAACGGCCCAUCGAUAGCAGCAUCUGCUGCAGCAGCAGCAGCAGGAUCAGCAGCAGCAGCAGCAGCAGGAGACGACAACGAAGCAGCAGCAGCAGCAGCAGCAGCAGCAGCAGCAGCAGAAGAAGAGAAAGAGGAGCUGCCUGCAUGGUCUCUCCAGACACAACGCGGUGGUGGGGGGCCCCCUGGGGGCCCUCAAGCCGGUGCAGCUGCACCUGCAGCAGCAGCAGCAGCAGCAGCAGCAGCAGCAGCAGCAGCAGCAGCAGCAGCAGCAGCAGCAGCAGCAACUGCUGCUGCCUAG
Eimeria mitis is the source of this 543-nucleotide messenger RNA. RefSeq lists its product as uncharacterized. The coding region runs from base 1 to 543 and encodes 180 amino acids. The transcript has 4 exons. NCBI's taxonomy places the organism in Eukaryota, Apicomplexa, Conoidasida, Eucoccidiorida, Eimeriidae. The record is from RefSeq and is a predicted model, not a curated record.